Molecule: messenger RNA, 903 nt
Organism: Rotaria sp. Silwood1
Lineage: Eukaryota; Metazoa; Rotifera; Eurotatoria; Philodinida; Philodinidae
Source: the annotation of a GenBank genome assembly
AUGGCUAAUAAAAAUAGGACACGUAGUUCAAAUGAUGAUGACAUGGACUCCAAUGAGUCAUCGGAUGAAGAUGGACGCUGCCUACCAACAAUUGCUCGACCUAUUUCUACUAGUUUAUUACUAUCAAAUCAACAAAAAAUAGUUCGUUCUCAAGCAGCUGAAGAAAAACAAUCAAAGAAUGCUGCGCAGAGCUAUAUAAAUCAGCAAAUUCAUGGAUAUACACGCACUCAUCAUGAUGUAUUGUAUCGCCAAAAUCACCAUGGUGUGCAACUAGGUCAUUGUGUGCCAUCAAGUAAUUUUGCGUCAAGUCAACAUUAUCUACCAGCAGCACAUGUCGAUUGUCCUAGAGAUGAACGUGUACGUUGGAUGGACGAUUAUAAAUUUUCAUCAACUAUCGAUGAAUAUUUUAUACAUUUUCGAGAAAGUGAAUGCAUAGAGAAUGCUCAAGCACAUCAUAUGCCACCAACAAUCGUUCUCAAUAAUUUUAGUCCAAAUCAAAUUACCAACGGUGAAAAUAACCGUAUUAAUAUGGAUGUAAUAACACAAAAUAAUCCUAGUCAAAUUGUUGCAACAUUACGGCUAAUUCGUAUUUAUAUUAUUUUAUAUAUACUUUUUAAGUCUUGUGUAGUUGAAACAUUAUCAAAUAAUGCAGCUAUUGCUGAUGCUGUUCUAACAAGUACUUUAUCAAAUCGAAUGAAUAAUGUUGAUGAACAAUCAGCUAGAACAGAAUUGACAAAUGAUACAUUAUCUCCUGAAACAUUAGAAAUAACACGAGAUGUUGCUACAAAUGAAGUUACUCCUCAGGCAGUUUUAUAUGUUACUGAUGAACCCGUUACAACUGUUCCAAAGUUACCAACUGCAUUGAAACAGAGUGACGAUUCAAACAAAGGAAUUCGUUCGUAA